AUGGUAUCAGCAGACGACUUGGUGAUCAUCUUCCGCCAGCAACCAGGGUUUCGAUUCCAUCCCACCCAAGAGGAACUCGUCCUCUACUAUCUGAAACGAAAGAUCUGCCACAAAACGUUCAAGCUCAACAUCAUCACCGAAACCGACGUCUACAAAUGCGAGCCGGAGGAGCUUCCCGGUUUGUCUUUAUUACAAACCGGAGACCGGCAAUGGUUCUUUUUCAGCCCCAUAAAUUGCAAGUACCCUAAAAAAUCGACAAGAAUGAACAGAGUGACCAGACUCGGCUACUGGAAAGUUACAGGAAAAGAUCAAACGGUUAUACAUAAUUCACGUCCAGUUGGAGUAAAGAAAACCCUAAUUUUCUAUAAAGGCCGUGCGCCGAGGGGGAAUCGAACUGAUUGGGUGAUGCAUGAGUAUACUUUGCACGAUGAGGAGCUGAAGAGAUGUGGGAAUGUGCCGGAUCCUUAUGCUCUUUGCAAGGUUUACAAGAAAAGUGGACUGGGGCCGAAAACCGGUGAGCACUAUUGGGCUCCGUUUCAGGAGGAAGACUGCUCUGAUAUGGAUGAAGUAGUCCAAGAAACCCCAGUGAAGAAAAUUGAGGAUCAGAUUAGAGUUACUCCAGGCGUUAAUAGUUACAGUGAAAGUUAUGAAAUCCAACAUUCUUCGUUUGAUGAGGACAUGGAGGAGUUCAUGAAAAGGAUUGCUGGUGAGGCUGAGCAAGACAUGUAUUAUGAAGCAAGCAUGUUUCUACAAGACUUGAGGCCUAGGUUUGAUGAACAUCUAUGUAUGGAUCCAGAGCUGGACGCGGGUAAUUAUAUUGACCAUGAUCAGCUGAACGCAGAAGAAUCAAGUCAGUUUCACAAUCAGGAUGAAUGA
Messenger RNA from Fragaria vesca subsp. vesca, 876 nucleotides. Its product is annotated as NAC domain-containing protein 78-like. Gene Ontology annotation, molecular function: DNA binding. The coding region runs from base 1 to 876 and encodes 291 amino acids. NCBI's taxonomy places the organism in Eukaryota, Viridiplantae, Streptophyta, Magnoliopsida, Rosales, Rosaceae. The record is from RefSeq and is a predicted model, not a curated record. The transcript has a single exon. Gene Ontology annotation, biological process: regulation of DNA-templated transcription.